Ilex paraguariensis (yerba mate) is the source of this 1176-nucleotide messenger RNA. Lineage: Eukaryota; Viridiplantae; Streptophyta; Magnoliopsida; Aquifoliales; Aquifoliaceae. The record is from the annotation of a GenBank genome assembly.
AUGCUAUCCUCUGGCGACCACCACAACCACAUGAUUUUGGACUUGUGUUAUGCUCAAAGGAGAAGUUGUCUUCUGCCCAAAGGAGAAGUCUUCUUCUUCUUCGCUGCAAGCCACACAACGGAUAACAACAAUCACUACUGUGAUGCUAACCUUUGGCAACAGCGAACAAUCUCAUACACUGACGAACCACACAUGGACGAACACCAUAUGCCGGAUUUCAUCACCUAUCACAACCGAUAUCAACAUAACCACUGGCCACGGCUACUGGUCAGACAGCGACCCUAUGCCAUGGCCAUGGGUGCACCAGUGACGGAACAAGAAAUAGCAAGAGGAAGAAGACAGAAAGAAUUGAUGANCUAUCACAACCGAUAUCAACAUAACCACUGGCCACGGCUACUGGUCAGACAGCGACACUAUGCCAUGGCCAUGGGUGCACCAAACACAUCUGAUGCCAAAAAAACAAGAGAAGUGCAGUUGACUGUCAGGGAAGCUCUAAGUUCAAAGAGGGAAGAGUCACGGAAAGAUUCAGAAGCUGAAUUUUCUGAAGUCCUUGAUUAUAGUGAUGAUGACGAAGCCAACUUUGAUGCACGAAUGCGUCAGCAGAUACUUAGAAAACGGAAAGAGCUUGGAGAUCUACCGACAAAGCACAAGUUGCACAAUGAGAGUUCAAGUCCAAGGAUUCGUGAAACGUCUCCACCAUGGUCCAAUGCUGACAGUUCUAAUGGUCGACCACAAGUGGAUAAGUUGUCUUUGAAGAAGAAAGGAAUAGGCUCAGAAGCCAGAGCUGAACGUAUGGCUAAUGCUGAUGUAGACUUACAAUUGUUAGGUGCAGCUGAACGUGAGAGACGGUUGCAGAAACAGAAGAGGCGUAGACGUCAAGGACAUGAAGAUGAUGUACUGGCAAAGCUCGAGAAGUUUAAGGCAGCCAUUUCUACCCAAUCCAUCGGGUCUAAUACUGAAUCUGGAGGUGGCAAUGAUGAGGAUUUGUCUGACUGGAAGGGUGUUAGGCUAAAGUUUGCACCUGAGCCUGGCAAAGAUAAUAUGUCUCGCAGUAAUGACCCGAAUGAUUAUGUGGUGCAUGACCCUCUUUUGGAGAAAGGAAAAGAGAAGUUCAACAGGAUGCAAGCAAAGCAGAAGCGACGAGAACGAGAAUGGGCUGGCAAAUCACUUACUUGA